UCUGUGCUCGCUUCGGCCCGCGUGGUCGCGCCGGGAUGGAUUCCUCCUCGUCCUCUUCGGGCGCGGGUUUGGGCGCAGUCGACCCACAGCUGCAGCAUUUCAUCGAGGUGGGGACGCAGAAGCAGCGCUUCCAGCAGCUGGUGCACCAGAUGACGGAACUUUGCUGGGAGAAGUGCAUGGAUAAGCCUGGGCCCAAGUUGGACAGUCGGGCUGAGGCCUGCUUUGUGAACUGUGUUGAGCGCUUCAUUGAUACAAGCCAAUUCAUCUUAAAUCGACUGGAACAGACCCAGAAGUCCAAAGCAGUCUUCUCAGAAAGCCUUUCUGACUGAUCUCAGCAUUACCUCUUUGGAAAAGUAGUUGAAGCGAUGAAGAGCUGUUGAUGGGAUGGUUGAAGAAAUGGCUAUGGGGGGGGAUUGGCUCCCAGUUUUCUUUAUCAUCUAGGUACAUCUUGUCACCGGAGAAUGAACAAAGACCAAUUUUUAUGUAUGGAA
Mesocricetus auratus (golden hamster) is the source of this 491-nucleotide messenger RNA. RefSeq names its product mitochondrial import inner membrane translocase subunit Tim8 A. The coding region runs from base 36 to 329 and encodes 97 amino acids. NCBI's taxonomy places the organism in Eukaryota, Metazoa, Chordata, Mammalia, Rodentia, Cricetidae. The record is from RefSeq and is a predicted model, not a curated record. The transcript has a single exon.